This is a messenger RNA of Mastomys coucha (southern multimammate mouse), 3566 nucleotides long. It is a transcript of the gene Nol9, whose product is annotated as nucleolar protein 9. The transcript has 12 exons. The record is from RefSeq and is a predicted model, not a curated record. Bases 30 to 2171 code for a protein of 713 amino acids. Gene Ontology annotation, cellular component: nucleus. Lineage: Eukaryota; Metazoa; Chordata; Mammalia; Rodentia; Muridae. Gene Ontology annotation, molecular function: polynucleotide 5'-hydroxyl-kinase activity. Gene Ontology annotation, biological process: cleavage in ITS2 between 5.8S rRNA and LSU-rRNA of tricistronic rRNA transcript (SSU-rRNA, 5.8S rRNA, LSU-rRNA).
CCGCCGCCGCAGCGGGUUCCGGGCCAAGCAUGGCGGAGUCGGAGGCGAUGCUGCGGCGGGUCCCGAGCCGCUCCUCCUGGCAGCGGGUCCGCAAAGCCCGACCCCACCUCCUCCUCAGCCGCCGCGGCCGUCGCCGGUUCGGGGUCCUGACCCGGGGCGAGCUGCGGCGCCUGCGGAAGCGGCUGCUGCGCGCGCACGCGUUGGGCGGCGACUGGAAGCUGGGCGCCCCCGCGGGCGCGCACGUGGCGGUAAAGUGCAAACUCCGGGCCCGCAGCCGCCCGGCGGCCCGCAGGCAGCCCGCGCCGAGCGGCCCGCCCGCGCCCUGCCCCCAGCUCUGCAGUCUGCUCAAUCCCCGCAACCACUCCACGCCCCAGAGCCGCUCCGGGCGCCCCGUGCAAAAGGUGUCACCGAACGUCACCCAGCCGGUGCGGGACCUCGGCUCGGGCCGCGUGCUGCUGAUGCUGCCACCCGGAGAGGGUUUUACUUUUAGUGGGAUCUGCCGUGUGACUUGCAUCUACGGCCAGUUGGAAGUAUACGGCCAUAUCAUCAAACAAGGCCAACCUCCCCAAGAUGUCUUUUCUGUCUACACCCACUCUUACCUGACCAUCAAUGGGGUUCCGUACUCAGAACCUGAGAAAAGUGAAAAGGGGGUCAGAAGGGAGAUCCGGGCCCUGCUCAAGCCUUACACGAAACUCGAUGACAGAGACUGGGCAGUGCGAUACUUUCCUCCCCUGGGCUGCAUUCUGAUUCUGGAACGGAUGCAGACUCGUUUUGUGGACUUCCUAAAGACCUAUAGGUGCUCCUCAUACGUGCUCCUGCAGGAGAACAUUCCUGCUCGGGUUAAUUCUGAGUUUGUAACUUUGAAGAAAAUUGGCAUCCGAAGACAGAAGAGAAAGAAAGGCAUCUGCUUGAGUGAGAGUGGACUUUGUGCCCUGGAAGAGCUGGUCAGUGUGUCUUGUGUAGAUGGCUGCCCUGUCAUCCUGUUGUGUGGCGCUUGUGACAUUGGAAAAUCAACGUUCAAUAGAAUACUGAUUAACCAGUUAUUAAAUAGCAUUCCCGGGGUUGACUAUUUGGAAUGCGAUCUGGGGCAGACAGAGUUCACUCCUCCUGGCUGUAUCUCUUUGCUUAACAUCACAGAACCACUUCUGGGACCACCUUACACUCACCAAAGGAAGCCGCAGAGGAUGGUGUAUUAUGGGAAGAUGAACUGUCACAAUGACUAUGAGAGUUACAUUGAGAUAGUAAAAUACGUGUUCAGAGAUUACAAGAGAGAGUUUCCGCUUGUCAUCAACACAAUGGGUUGGGUCUCAGGUGACGGGCUGCUACUGCUUGUGGACCUGAUCCGAGUGCUGACCCCCAACUAUGUCAUUCAGUUGUAUUCUGAUCGGGAUAAAUUUACGCCAACUCUCACCUCCGAAUACGUAGAGCUCACAGAUGGCCUGUAUACAAAAAGCAAGAUCAAAAGAUACCGAGGCUUUGACAUUCCAGAAUUUGGAGACAACUUGGAAUUUACUGAUGAAGAGAAAGAGUGUAUUCCACUUCCAGUCUUCACUGGACAUACAGUGAUGACUGUUAAGUCAGAAUUCUUAAGUAGUAAAAAUGAGAAAAACAGGGCCAAAUACAACAAGAUUUUUCGAGAUCUGGCAGUGUUGGGCUACCUUAGCCAGCUGAUGCUUCCUAUGCCAGAGCCACUUAGUCCUUUGCACAGCCUGACGCCCUAUCAGGUCCCCUUCAAUGCAGUCGCCAUCCGGAUCAUGCAUGCUGAUGUUGCACCUACCCACAUACUGUACGCUGUGAAUGCCAGCUGGGUCGGCCUUUGCAGGAUUGUGGAUGAGAUGAAAGGCUACCCUCAGGGCCCCAUCUUGCUUGCCCAGAACCCCAUAUGUGACUGCUUGGGCUUUGGUAUCUGCAGAGGCAUUGACAUGGAGAAGCGGCUCUACCACAUCCUCACCCCUCUGCCCCCGGAAGAGUUAAAAACUGUGAACUGUAUGCUGGUUGGUUCCAUUUCCAUCCCUCAUUGUAUUUUCAAGAACCAGCCCGGGCCCGAAGGGACAGUUCCUUACAUCACCACGGAGUAUAAGUUAAAUCUUCCUGGAGCAACAGAGAACAUUGGAGAGAGAACGUAUGGAAAUGCAGUCUCUAGACACAAAUUACGGCAAAGAAGAAAAUAAAGCCUGGGUGUGGAGAGAGACUUAUCUACCUGUGCACCUUGUCCUCAGGCCAAGUCAGCAGACUGAGUAGGCUGUGAGACUGCUGAUCCUGCUCACGCCCAGUGGUCAUGGAACUGGAAAAUGGACUGUGGUGAGAGUCGUUCAAGCCCCUCCAGUUUCUCCCCUCUGAGACAGGGUGCUCAGACUGGCCUCAAACUCUGGCUCCUCCUGUCUCCACUGUCCAUGGGCCGCAUUUCAGGCCUGUGCUGUGACACCAGCUCUCAGGCUUUUAAGCUGUUUGAUCUCAAACUUGGCUCCAGACCUCUUGACAACUGCUUGUCCCCGGUGUGGAGUGCCUCCUGAGAGCUCCAAAGCUGUGAAGAAAGCCGCAAUGUCCUCAGAGCAGGAAGAGGAAGGAAGGCCUUUCAGUUCUCCAAGGAAAUCGGGGCCACAAAAGUAUGCCUAGAAACUGGGCAGCAGGCAGGCCCACAAGUUCUCAGGCACAGCGCAUGGACUGCCUGAGACCUGAGCAGGCUCCGGACGGGAGUGAGGGUUACAUUGAACCAUGUAGACAUUAGCAACCAGGUGCUGAAUCAUUGGCCUGGUCCUUGCGUGCCAUCAAAUCUCCCACUGCUGUAAGUGUUAAGGAAUGUGUUUCAUCUGUUAAAUUCUGGGUUUUUUUAAUCAUGAGGCUUUAUGUUGAAGAACUUGCUCUGACAUCCAGAAAGUCUCCAGGUUAAUUAACAAAGGCUAUGGUUCCUUGAGUGUGGUAUGCUCUGACUGACUCUUACCUUGAGGCUCUAGGUACUGCCAUGGGGCCCACCAGCCUGGAAUGGACACGUGUAUGCCUGGCCUGGGCAAGCCUUUGCGAUCAAGGAUUUCUUCUAAGGACCCAGCAGCCACUGCAGGUGGAUGUUGUAAUCCGGAGUGACUGGGUCGGGUCAUUUUUGUGGUUGCAAACCAGGACACUGAGGCCGCCAGGCUGGCAGGAUGGAUCUGUUGAGACUCCACCUUCCAGCAGGAUCAUGAAAGACCAAGGCUGUGGAAGGCUCGCACCGUUGAUUAUCUCCAUCUUGUCUGUAGCCAUGGGAGUGUGCCCAGUCUCCUUUGCUUGGCACCAUCUUUGUGGCAGCCUCAGCAUCUGAAAAUCCUAUUAGGAAGCAGAGCUGCCACUAACUAGUCCCACCCUCCACCCGCCCAGUGUCUCUCUUGAGCUGUGGUGAGCCUUUCUGGCGGGAGGAGGCUCUUAACCUGCUGCCUAGGCAGGUCUCUGGGCCCUGGUCAUUCUCCUGCCUCUGCUUCCUGAGUGCUCGGAUCACAGAUGUGCGUCAUCUUAGCCUUGCAGAGACUUUUAGGACAGCUCUUGUCCUGUUCCCAAGAUCUUCACAAUAAUAAAGAUCCUGAAUACAGCUCUCA